AUGAAGACCUGUUUUUAUGUCUUUAUAGUCUUGCUGUCUCUCCUUCAGAAGGUGGAAGCGUUCAACGCCAGUUCAUUCAUUGGCUUCUUUUUUCUCGCGGUUUUCGUCGUUGGUGGGCUGAUCUUCUUAGUCUUGUGCUGCAAAGAUCGAAAAUAUAUUUUUGGCGGCCAGCGGCAAGAGCAUACAACAGCAAUGACAGUUAACAUACCCAGCAUGCAACACUCUGCCAGAGCAUCUCGCGAACACUACCCAGGAUUCGUUUCGACCACUUUCCCAGGACGCACCGCGCCGCUACAGGUGCAUAUUGAAACAUCAUAUUUGUCAUACAUUGGGGAACCUCCCCCACCAUAUCCAGGCAAUGACAGAGGAUAUGCAACUGAUAACAGCUUCCCAAUUACUCGCAAUGACAAUGGCAUUGACAAUUACGGAACUGGCAUCGGCAUUGAUGCCAGUGGCAUUGAUAUUACAUACAAUAACUCUGAAGAUAAUGUAAGCAACACUGAAAAUUAUGCUAAUGACACUGAGUAUGAUGGCAGUGACAUCAACAGUCUUGGUAUUGGUCUCCACAAUGACGGCAAUGACGUUGAGAAUGAUUGCACCCAAAAUGGUAACAGCAUCGGAAAUAAUCAUGGCAAUAGCCAAACUGAAAAUGAAGGCGACGGUACCGGUAAUGAUACUAAUGAAAGUCGUAUUUCUUGCAAUGGCUUUAACAGCGAUGUCAGCAAUUGCAAUGUUAUUGACACAGGUAGUGGGGAAAUCGGCACUCAAUCAGCAAUCAAUGAUGGCGAAGGCAAUGAAAAUAACGGAAGUGUAAUGGAUAAUAGUGCAAACGGCAUUAGAAAUGAUACCAGCAAUGUUAAUACUAAGGCAUUACAAAGAACGCCGGCAGAGGACUUGAACAACAGGGAAGAUUUCAAAAAGCAACUUGAAGAUUUAACGCAAGUUAUAAAGAAACUUCAGGAUGAGUUUGAAAAUGACGUCGUUCUUUGGGAUGUUACACAACGCUACUCUUCCCGACUUCCCGAACCGAGUGGCGGUUCUUUCGAGUUCAAAGGAACAGCUCUUGGGGAAAAAUUGUUGGAGGCCGGAGUCAAUUUACUGACAAAGGAGUUAAACAGUAGAGUAAAGACCAAAGAACAGGAAAAAAAAUCAGACUCUGGGUCCAAGAAAAAUCCCAAAGAGACAUUGCAGAAGAGAGCGAACCCAGCUGUGGCCGCGGCUGCUGGCGAAAAAGCUGUGGAAAUGGGUGGUAAGAUGGCUGAAAAGCAAAUGGAAAAAAUGGAACAGCAGCAAAAUAAAGUCGACCAAUUUCUCGGUUCCGAGAUAAAACUUGACAUCACUGGUGACAAAGGUUGGCAGACCGAUGACAUGUUCAUUCCGCCUGGUUACCACAUGGAUGCAAAAGUUGUUCCGGAAUCAAAACCUGCACCAACUGUGCAAGGACAGCAGCCAUUUACAUUUCCAUUUGGUGCUGGUGGAUUGAUAAUGAACGGAUGCUUUGGAAGUGGAUAUCAACCUGGUGAUCGCUGUUAUGACGCCACGUGGGCAACCACCAAAUGUAUUGAUCUGAUACCUGGAGCCACAUUUGUGGGAGUUGGCUUUGAUGGCCGAGGAGACUACAGUCCUGAGUCCAGCAGAAUGGAUCUUGUACAGAGAGCCUGUGCUCGGAAACAAAGAUACAACGGCAAAAUGAUUCCCGACACAAUGAAGCUCCUCGGAGUAUACGACACAAGUGCCAAUAUGCAGGUAUUCUACAGUCGGUCUGAAUACCAAAAAUAUCUAGAACAGCAGUCAGGCGUCUCCGGAUCCGGCUUUGGUUUCUAUGGUGGGGUGAAAAAAGCUUGGGGAAGCACAGCUACUGAAGGCUCACAGAAAUAUCUCGCUGUAUUUGAUAUUGAUGUUGACAGGUAUGAAAUUUUUAUGGAUGUAGUGAAGCCUGACAAUUUGAACGUUGGAUUCCUUCGAGAGUUCAUGAUGCUUCCAACCUCAUACUACGAGCCAGGGGCAGCUCUAAAAUUUCAGGAUUUUAUUCAACGCUUUGGAACUCACUACAUCAAGGCAGGACGAUUCGGUGGCCAACUUGAGAUCCGCAAAAGCAUGGAUGCUAAGGAGGUGUCAUCUAAAACAGAGUUUAGCGAGGUUAUGGAAUUUGAAUUUAAAUCUUUCUUUGCCAGUGCUGGCGCCAGAAAGAGCGACGUAGAAGGUGAAAGACAAAGGUCCCAAACCAAAACCUCUUCCACCUCUAUGUCUGUCCAAGGAGGGAGUCAGGAGAUUGCAGCUGUCAUUUCUGAUGUCUACGCUCCCACGUUUAAAGCCGAGUUUAAGGAAUGGCUGAAGUCAAUUCCCACGUUCCCAAAGGCCUUCAAAUUCACAAUCAGUUCUAUAACAGAAUUGCUGGAUUUCCGAUCCUCUGACCUUUUUCCCGAUGCAGCACCAAGUUUUGGAUGUGAAGCACACAGAGCUGAGUUGCGGAAAGACCCAAGGACUAAUAAACACUACUACAAUGCAACUGUCAAUGGAACUGUCGUCAAAGAGUUCUGUGAAUAUCUCAGCCGAGAGGCACUUGAGUACUCUAUCCGCCAGCGGAGAACUUCAUUGAAAAGAGCAAUUGAUGUUUACAUGGAAGAGGGAUCCAUCUCGGUAUCUGACAUGUCACUGGCUCCUGGCAUACCCGGGUGCCAAACACAGAACUACAAGUAUCAAACGAAAGCUGGAAGGCCAUCAUGGGUGGAGAUGACCAAGCACCAAGCUGCCUUCAAAGUGAUCUUUAAAAUGGACAAUGACUUGACAGGUUCCUACCAUGGAAUGGUCAAGAUUCCAAGUCAGUUGGAGUGUUUCGUAAGGUUCAUUGAUGGAGAGUGGGUAGUCAGUAAAAGUGAUGACAAAUUUGACUUUUUUAGUGGUUGCAAACGCGGUGGUAGCGGGAACGUGGACUCUGGAGAUCACUACCUUUGCAUUUAUGGAUUAGUGCUCAAAUACGACGAAGAGAGAGGAGCACUGAACGUUGACGAACAGGGGUUCAACAUUUCAAGAAAGACUUUCCAAAAGCUAGAUACGAACUUGAUUGGUGGAGAGAUAGCCAGGGUGGAAUGGCCAGCCGAGCACAUAUUUCAAAUGCAGGAGGUAGUUGGUUAUUUGCCAUGCAACGUGAAAUGGUCAAAUGCUCUAAGGUUUGACCCUGGUCAGGGAGGAAAAUGUCUCCAUUUUACCGCUUCAACUAAAGGCACAGUUUUUGUCAUCUUUUCUGUCAUUCCUAAGGACAAAGACACUUGGUACUAUGUGCAGAUUUCUCCUCAUGGGGUUGGAAUCUUUAAGUCACAGGCUCUGAAAGUGUCAAGUGUGGAUGUCGAUGCAGUUGGAUUGGGAGAUGAAAUCUUGUACCAGCCAUAUUUUGUUUGUGUCAAACAAGAACCAGAUGCCACUGUCAUAGAAUACGGGAAAAGUCAAGGCACCACUGAGAAGGGAGAGAUCUACCUAUCCAUGAUCGACAAAGAGAAGCCGAACCUUCACGUACGAUUUUAUGCGUUUGGAAAUGGAGAGGACGCAUUGGAAAUCACUGACGCCCAUGUACUUAAGCGCAGCUUUACCAAAGCGGAAUGCAAGGGAGACACAUCAAAAGACGAAGGAACCAAUACAUGCGUUCAGAAGUGUCACGAGAUGUGUGACCCCUUAAAAGGUUGCAGGAGUACUUCUAGUGGAGAACCACUGCCAACGGAUUGCAACGCAUGUUUGUAUCUAGAACGAGUUGAUACUGGAGAAUGUAUCGAGACCUGUCCUGAAGGAUUCAGAGAGAAGGACGGAACAUGUGUCCCAAGAGGCUGCCAGAAAAAUCCGUGCAGGAAUGGAGGAACAUGCAAAGAUCUAGGGGAUGAGAAAUAUGACUGCCAAUGUACAGAAGAUUACCGGGGCGAUCAUUGUGAGAUAGCUGCUCAUCCAUGCGAAUCAAGUCCGUGUAAAAAUGGAGGAACUUGCGAGGAGGAUCCUCAGAAUCUGGGUCGUUUCUCGUGUUCUUGUGCUUCAGGAUUUGGUGGAGAAACAUGUGAAAUUGGCCGCGCGGUCGGCUUAGUAACAAAACAUUUUCCAUUGGGUCUUUCAGAUGUAUGUCCUGAUGGUUGGACAGAGUUUGACGGUUUCUGUUACAAUUAUGAUGAAGAACGGGAAGUCCACAGCCUUACAGAAGCAGUGUCAGUUUGCGAAAAGUUGGAUGCAGACGUCCUGGUCAUCAACUCUAGAGAGGAAAACGAAUUCGUAAAGGAUUUGGUUCCUAGUGCAUGGCUUGGGAUGAGGUAUAGCUACAGAGAGCGUGGAUAUAGAGAAUGGAAAUUGUUAGAUGGAAAGGAUCCUCUUUUCAAUCUGGCGGAAUCGUGGCCUAUUUCAGAUUAUUACGGUCGGUAUCGGGGAAAUCAUGAUGACAUUUGUGCAAUCGUCAGCCGUGACGAAAGAGUUUGGGAACUUACGCGCUGCUAUUUCGGAGUGGCGCCUGCAGUGUGCAAGCGGCCGGUUGGAGAUCGCUGA
Messenger RNA from Pocillopora verrucosa, 4515 nucleotides. The record is from RefSeq and is a predicted model, not a curated record. NCBI's taxonomy places the organism in Eukaryota, Metazoa, Cnidaria, Anthozoa, Scleractinia, Pocilloporidae.